CCAUCAACAUGGCCUACAGCUGCUGCUCUGGAAACUUCUCUUCCCGCUCCCUUAGGGGCUACCUGCGCUACCCAAGCUCCUCCUGUGGCUCUUCUUCCCCCAGCAACCUGGUCUACUGCAGACCUCUGCUCUCCCAGCACCUGCCAGCUGGGCUCCUCCCUCUACAGCGGCUGUCAGGAGACCUCCUGUGAGCCCACCAGCUGCCGGACGUCCUGCGUGGUG
Panthera uncia (snow leopard) is the source of this 222-nucleotide messenger RNA. RefSeq names its product keratin-associated protein 23-1. The record is from RefSeq and is a predicted model, not a curated record. Lineage: Eukaryota; Metazoa; Chordata; Mammalia; Carnivora; Felidae.